Messenger RNA from Entamoeba dispar SAW760, 297 nucleotides. RefSeq lists its product as uncharacterized. NCBI's taxonomy places the organism in Eukaryota, Evosea, Mastigamoebida, Endamoebidae. The transcript is spliced from 2 exons. Bases 1 to 297 code for a protein of 98 amino acids. The record is from RefSeq and is a predicted model, not a curated record. Gene Ontology annotation, biological process: mitotic DNA replication checkpoint signaling; DNA replication initiation; mitotic G2 DNA damage checkpoint signaling.
AUGCAAGUUGAUAUGAUUGAAAAACCAAUACAGUUUCUUGAUGGAAACGUUAUUUGCACAAGUGGUUUUAAUAAAGAUGAAAGAAAAAUGUUAAAAGAAAUGAUUGAGUCUUGUGGGGGAUUCUAUUUAGAUGAAUUAGAUAGUUCUAUUGUAACAUGUUUAAUUUUAAAAGGAUUAUUUAGUAAAAAGGCUCAGUGUGCUAAACAAUCUGGAAUACCUGUUAUUUCAUUUCAAUGGAUUUUUGAUUGUAUUUCAGAAAGAAGAUUAUUCUCUUUUAACAAUUAUUUAAUAAAUUGA